GUGGUUGGGUGUGUUGUCAGAAUGGGACGUGGUCGUGGAGCAUGUGCGCAUUUGGAACACGUUCGUCGUAGAUUGUAGGAUGAAUUGUCAGAGUCACUUGUUGACUGGAGUUCGUAGCUGACAGGAUGAUUCAUUUGAUAUUUAAAUGUUGUGUUUAAUCCGAACUGGACGUUCUCUGAAACUUGUAGAACCAGAUGCUCUGGGCCAGGGACACCAUUUGUUUGAUUCUCAUUCCAGCAUUUUGGUUCAUCAGUCUUUCAUCUGCAGAUUGCAACAAUGUCAUAGUCUUUGUGACGGAAAGCAUUUCAACCGUACCGACUUUACCACGAGCUGUGUGUUGGUAGUAUUUAAUGAGCUGUCAUCAUAGCAAAUAGUUUCGUGGACAAGCAUCACGAUACAAGACACUAGGCACCAUUUGUACCCAGGAUCAUAUCGCUGAGACUGAUGGACGUCUUAGAUUCAAGCCAAGACCCGGAUGUGACUCCAGAGAAGACUUCCCUUCUGCAGCGCAUCAUGGUCAAGUUUGAAAGUACUGUGUUCAGAAGGAAACUCCAGUACAUGCUUGGGCUGUAUCUCGUGUCUUUUUCCUCUGGAUGGAUAGUGGGACUGAAGGGACCAGCCUUCCUCGACCUUCAGCAGAUCACCGGAGUUGGCACAAGCAAGGGUGCCGCCUUCUUCACAGCUGCGGCCGUUGGGGGUGUAACUGGAAAUUUGUUUGGUGGUGCCCUCUAUGACAGAUUCAACCGCCAUUUGGUUAUGUUUGUGUCAUCCUUCCUGUAUGCUGUGACGUGUGCAAUCAUCCCCUGGUGUUCUGUGUACUGGACAAUGGUCAUGAUGUUCCUGUUACACGAGCUGGUUAUAGGUGCUGCCAGGUCAGGCAUGAAUGUGGAGAUCGUGGAGGAGUGGGGCGACAAGGGCAAACCCUUCAUGCAGGCUCUGCAUUUCUCCUUCUCUCUUGGGGCAACACUCUCACCCUUCGUCCUUGAACCAUUCCUUUCCGAAGAACUUGAAGGAACAACAUCGAUCACAGCCAACUAUACGUUCCCUCCAACCAUUUACAAUACAUCAACCAUGGCCAUGACCGGUACUCCAGCUCCCAGAACAAAGAGUAACAUCCAUUAUGGCUUCCUCAUCGUUGCAAUUCCUUCAGGAAUAUUUUCGUUUGCAUUCCUCAUCAAAUAUUUCCACGAAAGAAACAAGGGUACAAGUAACAUUAGACGAAAGGACACGCAAAAGGGAGUGAAGGACGAGGAAGAUGAAGAGGAAGAAGGUCCCAUGAGGAAGAAGAGAACCCUCCCUCGACAUCUUCUCAUCAUCACCUUGGCACUCUUUGGUCUCUUCUACUUCUUCUUGGAUGAAGUUGAGGACACCUCUCCAUCUUUCCUGUCUGUGUUUGUCGUGAAGCAGAUGAAUUGGACCAAGAAAUAUGGUGGACGCCUGUCUUCCGCCUUCUGGGGAUCCUACACAGCAGGGAGAGGGGUUGGCAUCAUUCUCAUCAGUUUCGUCACACACACCCAGUUCUUCACCAUCUGUUGUGUGGUCCUCUGCAUGUCCCAGCUCGGUCUCCUUCUGUCAGCCACCUAUGGAUUUGGUACAGGAAUCUGGAUCAGCAUUGUUGGUAUUGGGCUGGCGAUCUCAGUGGUGUUCCCUGCAAGUCUCACAUGGACAGAGAAGGAACUUGUCCAGCUCUCAGGGAAGCUGAUGGGAGUCAUCUAUGUUGCCUUGAGUCUUGGCGGACUUGCAAACCCUCAGAUCAUUGGGGUGACUAUGGAUCUAUAUUCACCAAUGUGGUACAGUUAUGUUUUAUUUGCGGAGAGCAUCUUGUUUUCAAUUACCUUCCUAGUCCUGGUGGUGUUGGUGAAGAUCAUACUCUGUCAACAUACACAUGAAAUUGUACCAAGGACGUGAAAUAUUGUCAGAUAUAUCUGGGUCUGUACAGUCGGUGAGAAACAGUAAUCUGUGCACCAUAGGUUCUUUUCUUUAAAAUACUUUUUUCACUCAGGCAUUUCUUUGUUUUGAGUUUCAAAUUUUAUGAAAACGUGACUGUAGGUCAGAACAGGUCUUCAUUGGUUAGAUGCGCAACCAAGAGUGAGUGAGUGA
Haliotis rubra (blacklip abalone) is the source of this 2100-nucleotide messenger RNA. Its product is annotated as sodium-dependent glucose transporter 1B-like. Gene Ontology annotation, biological process: transmembrane transport. The record is from RefSeq and is a predicted model, not a curated record. Lineage: Eukaryota; Metazoa; Mollusca; Gastropoda; Lepetellida; Haliotidae. The transcript is spliced from 5 exons. The coding region runs from base 445 to 1908 and encodes 487 amino acids.